Meloidogyne enterolobii is the source of this 2046-nucleotide messenger RNA. The record is from the annotation of a GenBank genome assembly. NCBI's taxonomy places the organism in Eukaryota, Metazoa, Nematoda, Chromadorea, Rhabditida, Meloidogynidae.
AUGCCGUCAUCCUCAUCUUGUAAAUCAACAAAUAUUAUUAGUAAAUUUAAAAUUUUUGACAUCAAAAAUUUGGAAAAUUUUUAUUUUAAUAAUAAUAAAGGCAACAGAAAAAAGAAUAAUUUAAAUUUUAAUUUAAAUUUAAAUAAAUUACCCAAUUCUUUCCACAAUAAUAAUUGUGGUGGUGGAGGGAUGUUACAAGUCGAUAGAGCUUUAAAAGUUUGUGUUCAUUGCAAGUGUGAUAGAAGUGAUCACGAAAUUGGUGGAAAUCAAGCCUUAAACGUUUAUGAACGUUUAGGAAUUAAGCCUUCAUCUGCUGAAAUGGCUAAAGUUUUACAGCAACAACAACAGCAACAACGUAAAAAUAAUAAUGAAAAUAAUUCUAAUGAUGUAAAUUCUUCUUCAAUCGGAUCAACAGGACAUGGAUAUGCUUGGGUACCUCCAGGCAUUGGACGUCUUAAAGUAGAAGAAUACAUGUCUCAAUUACCCAACCAUAUAAUUCCAAGAUUAAACAGUAUUGGAGAAAAAAAUCGUGAAAGGCAAUUAAUGAUACAAUUACCUCGCCAAGACUUAUCUAUAGCUUAUUGUAAACAUUUACGUACUCCACAAGAAAGACGUUUAUAUGAAGAAUUUGUUAAUGCUAGAAAUGAAGUUGCUUUAGAUAUUGGGCAUGUUAAUGCUAAUAUUAGUAAAGCUAUGGAAUGUCGUAAAUGUAGAGGUGUUGUAGAACGUAAUGAAAUGGCUGUUAUAGCACCAAAAUUGGGUGAAAAUACUGGUUGGCAUGCUGCUUGUUUUGUUUGCCAAACUUGUGAACAGUUGCUUGUUGAUCUCACAUAUUGUGUUCGUGAUGAAAAAGUUUAUUGUGAACGCCAUUUUGCUGAAUUACACAAACCUAGAUGUUCUGCUUGUGAUGAGCUAAUAUUUUGUGGAGAAUAUACUAAAGCAAUGAAUAAAGACUGGCAUAGCGAUCAUUUUUGUUGUUGGCAAUGUGAUGGACAGUUAACUGGUCAACGUUAUAUUUUGCGAGAUGAACAUCCUUAUUGCAUUAAAUGUUACGAGGAAAUAUUUUCUAAUGUUUGUGAUGAAUGUCAAAAACAUAUAGGAAUUGAUUCAAAGGACCUUUCGUAUAAAGACAAGCAUUGGCAUGAAGAAUGUUUUCUUUGUUCAAUGUGUAAAAUUUCACUUGUGGAUAAGCCUUUUGGAAGCAAAAAUGAAAGAAUUUAUUGUUCUAAUUGUUAUGAUCAAGCAUUCGCUACUCGUUGUGAUGGUUGUGGAGAAAUAUUUAAAGCUGGCAUGAAGAAAAUGGAAUAUAGAGGGAAACAAUGGCAUGAUAAAUGUUUUGUAUGUGCUCUAUGUAAAGCUCCAAUAGGAACCCGGAGUUUUAUUCCAAAGAAUGAAGAAGUUUUUUGUGCAGCUUGUUAUGAAGAAAAAUUUGCUACGAGAUGUUGUAAAUGUAAAAAGGUUAUUAGCACUGGUGGUGUUACCUACAAAAAUGAGCCUUGGCAUAGGGAAUGUUUUUGUUGCACAAAUUGCAAUACUUCACUAGCUGGGCAACGAUUCACCUCGAAAGAUGAAAAGCCUUAUUGUGCAGAUUGUUAUGGAGAAUUAUUUGCAAAGAGAUGUUCUGCUUGUGUUAAACCAAUUACUGGUAUUGGAGGUGCUAAAUUUAUUUCAUUUGAAGAUAGGCAUUGGCAUAAUGAUUGUUUUGUGUGUAAUCAAUGCAGUAUUAGUUUGGUUGGGAAAGGUUUUAUAACAGAUGGGGCAGACAUUUUAUGUGCAGAUUGUGCCAAAGCAAGGCUUAUGGCAGCAAAUAGCUAAUAUAAAUAAAUAAAUUUUGAAUUAAUCAUUCCUUUCAUUUUUUUAAUAUUUCUGAACCUUGGUUUAUUUUCAAAAAAAUUUUUUAAAGAAAUUUUUCAAAUUGCUUAAAAUGCCCUAAAAUUCACUGAAAGUCCCCUUUAAAAGAUUUAACCAAGGUUUUGACAAUUUUAAUAAUUUUUUUUCAAUUGCUUUUUUAUUUUUAGGGUUAAUUAAUCCUAAAAUAUUUUUCUU